CAAUUAUGUCAUUGAACAAGAUACCAAGUUCUUGUCUCGUUGUCGCAACAUAGAUUAACAUUGAUCGUCUUGUCCAGACAAUACACAGAUCGAAGCUGAUGACGACGAUGAUACCACUGUUGUUGUUGUCGUUGAUUCUUCUGUCGUUCAUACCCACCAACGGCGAAGACCCAACUGAUGGAGAGUUCGGAUUCAACGGAUUCUUGUACUCACCAUAUGGUGUUGCUGAUCUCAAAUCCAAUGGCUUGUUCCAGUUGACAAACUCGUCUACGCAACUACUUGGUCAGGUUUUCUACAAUUCCCCGGUUCGGUUUAAGGGCUCUGCCAAUGGGUCCGUCUUCUCCUUCUCCACCUCCUUCGUGUUCGCCAUCGUUCCCGAGAAUUCAGAGCUCAGGGGACAUGGACUUGCCUUCGUCAUCUCUCCCACCAAAGGCUUGCAUCAUAGUCUCCCCAGGCAAUAUCUAGGCCUCUUCAACGAAACCAACAUGGGGAAUUUCUCUAAUCAUAUUGUCGCGGUUGAGCUUGACAUGUUUCGAAACCAAGAGUUUGGUGACAUUGACGGCAACCAUGUUGCUAUCGACAUCAAUAGCCUAAUGUCCAAGAAAGCUUCUGCCGCAGGGUAUUUCAAAGAUGACGGUACUUUGGAGAAUCUCGUUCUUGGCGAUGGACAACCGAUGCAGAUCUGGGUUGAAUACGACAGCUCACAGAACAGGCUCAAUGUCACACUUCAUCCUGUUCAUGUCCCUAAGCCAAAGAUCCCUCUUCUUUCUCUGGUAGAAGAUCUUUCUCCUUAUUUACUCGAGUUUAUGUACGUUGGCUUUACAUCAUCCACGGGUAGGCUCACCGCGUCUCACUAUAUAUUGGGUUGGACAUUCAAGAUGAAUGGGACAGCUCCCAACAUAGACAUCUCCCGCCUUCCGAAAGUUCCCCGCGGUUAUCAGCAAAGGCAGCAACAGACUCUGAAGAGGGUUUUGGCCAUCAGUUUGAGUUUAUCAGCCAUCACCCUCUUCAUUGUCUCGGUUUUCGUCCUCAUGGUUUUUCAUCAGCGGAAAAAGUUCAUGGAAAUCCUCGAGGACUGGGAAGUACAGUUUGGUCCCCAUAGAUUCUCUUACAAAGAUCUCUACAUCGCCACAAAGGGUUUCAAGAAUAGCGAGCUCCUCGGACAAGGAGGUUUUGGAAAAGUCUAUAAAGGAAGUUUGCCUUUGUCCAACAUACAGAUAGCAGUGAAGAAGGUUUCUCACGAUUCAAGACAAGGGAUGCGAGAGUUUGUGGCCGAGAUUGCGACCAUCGGCCGUCUCAGACACCCGAACUUAGUCCGGCUCCUCGGCUAUUGCAGACGGAAAGGCGAACUCUACUUGGUCUAUGACUUUAUGCAGAAAGAAAGCCUUGACAAGUUCCUCUACUCCCGAACAAACGGGAGCAGUCUUGAAUGGUCGCAAAGAUUCAAGAUCAUCAAGGAUGUAGCUUUUGGAUUGUGUUAUCUGCAUCAACAAUGGGUGCAGGUCAUAAUCCAUAGGGACAUCAAGCCAGCCAACAUUCUUCUUGACGAGAACAUGAACGCAAAGCUCGGAGAUUUCGGCCUUGCGAAGCUAUGCGAUCACGGAAUCGAUCCUCAAACUUCCCACGUGGCAGGCACACUCGGAUACAUCUCACCAGAGCUUGCGAGAACAGGGAAGGCAAGCACAAGCUCUGACGUGUUUGCUUUCGGCGUGUUCAUGCUAGAGAUUUCUUGCGGAAGAAGGCCCAUCGUUCCCCGAGCAUCCCCGAAAGAGAUGCUUAUAACUGAUCGGGUAUUAGGCUGUUGGGAUAACGGAGAUAUUCUGCAGGCGAUUGAUGAGAAGUUAGGGCAACAGUACCUUGCGGAACAAGUAACGUUGGUUUUGAAACUGGGCCUGCUCUGCUCUCAUCCCACCUCGGCCAUGAGGCCAAGCAUGUCGAGUGUCGUCCAGUUCCUGGACGGCGUGGCUCAGCUUCCGCAUAACUUGCUUGAUAUCGUCAAAUCUCGAGAUUUCGAUGGAGGACGCGGUGCUUCCCAAGAAGCAGACGAGUCUCUGACGACCAACUCUUUGGCUUCUUUGACAUUUACAGAAUCAUUCGCCUCUCAUGGUCGUUGAAUCUUAUUUGGUUUCUCGUCUCGACAAACCUACGUGUAUGAACUGGAUAGGGCCAUGUCUUUUUGGACUUUAUAGUUCCUUGAGUUUU
Messenger RNA from Tarenaya hassleriana, 2202 nucleotides. RefSeq names its product L-type lectin-domain containing receptor kinase V.9-like. NCBI's taxonomy places the organism in Eukaryota, Viridiplantae, Streptophyta, Magnoliopsida, Brassicales, Cleomaceae. Gene Ontology annotation, cellular component: plasma membrane. Gene Ontology annotation, molecular function: protein kinase activity; ATP binding; carbohydrate binding. Gene Ontology annotation, biological process: protein phosphorylation. The record is from RefSeq and is a predicted model, not a curated record.